CCAUCUCUCUUGUCGGAAUCACCUUCGCAAACUCUGAUAAAAUGAAGUUGCUUUAUUUAAUCUUCAUAGUGGGAUUAGCUGCCUUAACACUUGGAGAAGAAUCGCAAGAGGAUCCUAUUUCACCAAUGCAACAACUUGAAGACACAAUAAUGAUAGGAAAUGAGAAGAGAGCCUGGAAAGAUUUCUCAAAAUCCUGGGGCAAACGAGCCUGGGGGGAUCUUCAAACAGGUUGGGGCAAACGAUAUUUUGAUGAAUACCAAACCGCUGAUUGGGACAAGAAUGAUAACAAAAAGCGAGCCUGGAGCAAUCUUCAUUCUUCCGGAUGGGGAAAGAGAGCAUGGUCCGACCUCCAAUCUACCGGCUGGGGCAAGCGGGGAUGGUCUGACCUACAAUCUGCUGGAUGGGGAAAGCGAGGAUGGUCUGAUCUGCAAUCUACUGGAUGGGGAAAAAAAGCUUGGUCUGACUUGCAAACCAGUGGAUGGGGUAAGCGGUCAUGGUCUGACCUCCAAUCCUCAGGCUGGGGAAAGAGAUCUAAACAUGAAGAUGAUGAAGACAAAGAAAUGGAGAAGAAAAGUUGGGAUUCCCUUCACGGCGGUUGGGGAAAGAGAGCAGCAGACUGGGGGAGUUUCCGAGGUUCAUGGGGAAAACGUGAUCCGGCUUGGCAAAAUCUCAAAGGAUUGUGGGGCAAACGCAGUCUCCCCCACUCCGAAUCCUUCGAACCUGGUUUAAAUAAUCUUGAGGAAGAAAUCAGAAGAACUCUGUAAUCCUCGAUCUAAUUAAAAAUCCACAUUAUUCUAUAAUUUAAUUUAAUUUUCUGUUCAGAUUAUGUGGUUGU
Molecule: messenger RNA, 835 nt
Organism: Nezara viridula (southern green stink bug)
Lineage: Eukaryota; Metazoa; Arthropoda; Insecta; Hemiptera; Pentatomidae
Source: the annotation of a GenBank genome assembly